Pelobates cultripes (western spadefoot toad) is the source of this 21407-nucleotide messenger RNA. NCBI's taxonomy places the organism in Eukaryota, Metazoa, Chordata, Amphibia, Anura, Pelobatidae. The record is from the annotation of a GenBank genome assembly.
GAGGUAUCUGAUGUCACUGGACAUUCAAAUAGUGAAGUCCCUGGGCUUUCUGUCUCGACUCAACUCAAUCCAGCCACAGGAUUAUCAUAUACCCAGAGCCACAUUUACCAGGCUCUCAGCAUCACACCCAUCAGCAACCAUGAGCCGAAGCUACUCAAGUACCCAGAGGGUUUCCUCUUACCGUCGUGCUUUUGGUGGAGGAUCUCCAUCUUUUACCAGGUCCUCUUUUGGGGCUAAAUCAGGUGCCUCCAGCUCAUUGUCCUCCAGAGUCUACCAAGUUUCCCAAUCUGCGGCAUCCCCAUCUUACUCCAGUUUCAAGGCAUCAAGGUUGACCCCAGCUAGAAGCAACUAUUCUGCAGACGUUCUGGACUUCAGCCUCGCCGAUGCCAUGAACCAAGAGUUUCUGCAGACCAGAACCAAUGAAAAAGUUGAGUUGCAGGAACUGAAUGACAGAUUUGCCAACUAUAUUGAGAAAGUGCGGUACCUGGAGCAGCAGAACCAGAUCCUGGUGAACGAAGUGAACCGGAUUAAGGGCAAGGAGCCAACAAGGGUCAGUGAGCUGUAUGAGGAAGAAAUGAGAGAGCUGCGUCGCCAAGUAGACAUCCUGACAAAUCAGAGGGCGCGAGUCGAAGUGGAAAGGGACAAUUACAUCGAUGACCUUCAGAAACUCAAACAAAGGUGAGUGGACCCUGGGAAGAGGAUGUUUAGAUACUUUAAGAAUGAUAGAGGAUGCUAAGAGAUGCUAGAGGAGGUGAAAGAUAUGAAGUAGGCAAUGUGGGAAUAGAUCACUGGGGAGCACAGGGGAAAGAUAAAAUUUACCAAAACUAACAAAUUGUGAAGGCAAAUACAUUAAGGGGACACCAUGAAAAAGGUGGAACAAUAAACGGAGAGGUAGCAUUUACCUUUAUAUUUUCCAUCAGCUGUCUAUAUGCUGUACAUCUGAAAAAGCCUUCAGAGUUCAAAAAUAAAGAGUUUGAACUCACUUUACAUCUGUCUCAUUCUCUCACAAUCACAGUCAGCUCUUUCUUUCCUUCCCUCCCUCAUAUUCUCACCGUCUGUUGCCUAAAAUUCUUCUCUCUCCCCCAAGUUUCUCAUAUCUCAGGACUGCCCAUAUAAGGGACUCUCUCUUUCACAAAGGAUGCACCAGUGACAGAGACUUUGUGUCAUUCCCCUAUUAAGUUGCUAGUGUAUAUGAUUUAAUGUAACUCUGUAUUUUAAACAAUCUUCCUCUUAAGGGUGUUGUGACCCUCAAACAUUGUAUAAACCUUGCAUAAACAGUUCAGAGUAUAUUCUAAUCAAAACUAAAUUCAACGUAAUAAAUACAAUGUUACACAAGGUUCAAACAAUGUGCGGUCCAGGCCCUAUCUAUACUUUGUGACAGGCAGAAUGCAUGUGCUCCAGUAUAGUACUGCUAUAUACAGUGUGAUAGAGGCCUCACACACUCUGUGGUGUAGCACUCCUAUAUACAGUGUGAAACAGGCCUCUUGCACUCUGUGGUAUAGUAAUUCUGCAUACAGUAUGAUAAAGGUAUCACACAGUCUGCCGCAUAGUACACCUAUAUACAGUGUGAUACAGGCCUCACACACACUGCGGUAUAGAACUGCUAUAUACAGUGUGAUAGAGGCCUCACACACUCUGUGGUAUAGCACUCCUAUAUACAGUGUAAUACAGGCCUCACACACUCUGUGGUAUAGUACUCCUAUAUACAGUGUGAUACAGGCCUCACACACUCUGCGGUACAGUACUCCUAUAUACAGUGUGAUACAGGCCUCACACACUCUGUGGUAUAGUACUCCUAUAUACAGUGCAAUACAGGCCUCACACACUCUGCAGUACAGUACUGCUUCAUACAGUGUGAUACGGGUCUUACACACUCUGUGGUAUAGUACUUCUAUAUACAUUGUGGUACAGGGCUCACACACUCUGCGGUACAGUACUGCUACAUACAGUGUAAUACAGGCCUCACACUCUCUGUGGUAUAGUACUCCUAUAUACCGUGUGAUACAGGCCUCACACCCUCUGCGGUUUAAUACUCCUAUAUACAGUGUGAUACAGGCCUCACACACUCUGUGGUAUAGUUCUCCUAUGUACAGCGUGAUACAGGCCUCACACUGUGGUAUAGUACUUCUAUAUACAUUGUGAAACUGGCCUCCAACUCUGUGGCAUAGUACUCCUAUAUACAGUGCAAUACAGGCCUCACACACUCUGCAGUACAGUACUGCUUCAUACAGUGUGAUACAGGUCUUACACACUCUGUGGUAUACUACUUCUAUAUACAUUGUGGUAUAGGGCUCACACACUCUGCAGUACAGUACUGCUACAUACAGUGUAAUACAGGCCUCACACUCUCUGUGGUAUAGUACUCCUAUAUACAGUGUGAUACAGGCCUCACACACUCUGCGGUAUAGUACUCCUAUAUACAGUUUGAUACAGGCCUCACACACUCUGCGGUAUAGUACUCCUAUAUACAGUGUGAUACAAGCCUCACACACUCUGCGGUAUAGUACUCCUAUAUACAGUGUGAUAGAAGCCUCACACACUCUGCGGUAUGGUACUCCUAUUUACAGUGUGAUACAGGCCUCACACUUUCUGUGGGAUAGUAUUUCUAUAUACAUUGGGAUACAGGCCUCACACUCUCUGUGGUAUAGUACUCCUAUACACAGUGUGAUGCAGGCCUCACACACUCUUCGGUAUAGUACUGCUACAUACAGUGUGAUACAGAACUCCAUAUAGUUGUUGUGUCUGAGUGUAUGACAGAGCUCCAAAGCAAUAAUACUCCCAGUAAUAUGUCUGAGUGUAUAACAGAGCUCCACAGCAAUAAUUCUCCCAGUAAUGUGUCUGAGUGUAUAACAGAGCUCCACAGUAAUAAUACUCCCAGUAAUAUGUCUGAGGGUAUAACAGAGCUCCACAGCAAUAAUACUCCCAGUAAUGUGUCUGAGUGUAUAACAGAGCUCCACAGCAAUAAUACUCCCAGUAAUGUGUCUGAGUGUAUAACAGAGCUCCACAGUAAUAAUACUCCCAGUAAUGUGUCUGAGUGUAUAACAGAGCUCCACAGCAAUAAUACUCCCAGUAAUGUGUCUGAGUGUAUAACAGAGCUCCACAGCAAUAAUACUCCCAGUAAUGUGUCUGAGUGUAUAACAGAGCUCCACAGCAAUAAUACUCCCAGUAAUGUGUCUGAGUGUAUAACAGAGCUCCACAGCAAUAAUACUCCCAGUAAUGUGUCUGAGUGUAUAACAGAGCUCCACAGCAAUAAUACUCCCAGUAAUGUGUCUGAGUGUAUAACAGAGCUCCACAGCAAUAAUACUCCCAGUAAUGUGUCUGAGUGUAUAACAGAGCUCCACAGCAAUAAUACUCCCAGUAAUGUGUCUGAGUGUACAACAGAGCUUCCCAGCAAUAAUACUCCCAGUAAUGUGUCUGAGUGUACAACAGAGCUCCACAGCAAUAAUACUCCAAUUAAUGUGUCUCUAGACUGCAAUAAAUGUGUUUAGAAAGCAGUGUGUAAAUAAGAUACUGUGCACAUUGUUCUUCAAUCUAAAUUAUAUUGCAAUUGCAUAAAUAUUAUUAAGUCACCUACAAUUUCUCAGAACAGUCAUAUGUGGUACAGUAAUAUUAUAUAGAGUGUGAAACAGGCCUAACACACUCUGCUAGUAAAUUUUAAAUAUGAAAAGUAGAACUUUGAAACUUUAAAGGACCACUCUAGGCACCCAGACCACUUCAGCUUAAUGAAGUGGUCUGGGUGCCAGGUACCUCUAGGAUUAACCCUUUUUUUUAUAAACAUAGCAGUUCCAGAGAAACUGCUAUGUUUAUAAAUGGGUUAAUCCAGCCUCCAAAACCUCUAGUGGCUGUCUCAUUGACAGCCGCUAGAGGCGUUUGCGUGAUUCUCACUGUGAAAAUCACAGUGAGAAGACGCCAGCGUCCAUAGGAAAGCAUUAUAAAUGCUUUCCUAUGAGACCGGCUGAAUGCGCGCGCAGCUCCUGCCGCACAUGCACAUUCAGCCGAAGAGGAGGAUCGGAGGUGGAGAGGAGGAGGACAGCUCCCCGUCUGGCGCUGAAGAAAAGGUAAGUUUUACCCCUUUCCUCGCCAUCCAGCCCGGCGGGAGUGGGGGGGCACGAAUAUGUUUUCCUGGCACUACAGUGGUCCUUUAAGUCACAUUUUAUGACACAUUUGAACAAUUCUCCAAAUCAGCCUUAAUUUCUAUUCAGAUAGUUUGGUCUAAGAUUUGGAAUUCAUUUUGAAUUAUUAUUAUUGAAUUUGUGAUUCUGAGGUACAGACUGUAUUACUAUUGCACAGGCCUCUCAAAUCUGAUACAUACACUCUCAUACAAUGCAUAACAAUCCGUCUGCUGAAACGUCAAAUACAAAAGUUUGUAUUUCUCUUCUCAUUUACACAGAGUUGUCAAGUCAAAAGGCACAUAGUGCUGCCAUGUAACACCCGAUUUUCAUUGAUUCCUCUCCAAUAUCAGACCAGUCAAGGUUAGCAGGUCUGUUUAUAUCAGGGCAUUGAGUUUGUCACAUUUACCACUUAAAGUGGUUCUCCAAGCAUCAUGACCACUUUAGUUGAUUUAAGUGGUGAUGGUGCCUGGAGUCUGUAUGUGAAGCAUUUCACUAUGAAAAACAUAUAUGUAGAUUUACCCCUCUGCUGCUGGAGGUGUAGCUCCACCUACGGCAGCGUCACUGGGUUAUCAUCGGUCAGUUUGGAACUAGAGUUCCGGGCUGGCUAAUGCCAUAUCUGUGUAUUUUCCUGUGCAUAGAAUGUCAAUCAUUGACAGAAAGUGGUCAUCCGGCCAGUGUACUCCUCACUUCAUACUUGCUACAGCGCACUUGGAUGAACCCUUUAACAUCAGCUGUGCACAGGCUUCCGAAACACUUCCUGUAAAGAGUCAUCUAAUGUUUACACUUCCUUUAUUGUAAAUACUGUUUAAUUUAUAAUUUCUUAUCUCCUGAUCUGUUAAGGGCCUUUGUGUUAAGAGCCUCCUGUGUGUGUUUAGAGCUCAAUGUACAGAGCAGGAGAUAAAAACAUUUAAAGUAAGUUAACAUCUGUUUGAAAAUGAAACCAUUUUAGCUUAGGGAAACCGAUCGUCCAAAACUUACAACUGACUCCAACUAACCAGUCUGUAGCUAGAAGAAGUUGGGAACAGUAUUCUCACAGGGAACAUGACACAUUUCUUGGCGUGAUCUCAUAAUUGUUCCUGCAGUAAGGAGCGGAUACAGAGAUAUUUAUUUCUAUUCCUAUUACCAUAAUAGGAGAGCACAGGCUCAGUCUGUCCCUCUUCCUAAUAUUAUAUCCUCCUUGUGUUUUGCGCUGUUUUGACUUUGCAUUUUUUUAAAUUUAAAGCCAACCCUCCACUCAGUCCUUUAAAUUUGAAAGUUUAAAUUUACAAUUGCUAGCAUCCGAUCUAAUUCUUUAAGAGUGAGCUAUUAAGGAGUUACUUAAGAUUUAUGCAUUAAAGAAGAAAUUCUGGCAAAUUGGAUCAACCGCAAAAACAGAUGUGAGGAAGGCUAAACUUGAUGCACACGUUUCUUCCCAGCUAUGUAACUAUGCAAUUGCAAAUCUGAGUCAAAAAUAUCUUAGAAGGAAAAGUUGAAUAUUUUUUAGUGUAGCUAUGAUUCACCACUAUUCCCCAAAAGAAUUGGAGACUUUUAGCCCCACUGAAAAAGUAAAUAAAUAAAUAAAAAUAGCGCAUUCUUCUUUCCUCUAAGUAAUUUCAAUUAUUGUAAAAGUUCACAUGCUGAGCGUGGAGAUAUUUUUGUUUAAUUAAGAGAACUCAGUGACAUCCAUCACUCCAGUACUACGUGGCUUGUUUAAUGUAUUUUUAACACAUCCAACGCUCACAUUAUGUUACAGCAAGUCGCAAUGCAGCACUGGCAUCAAAAAGUUUAAAAUAACGAGCACGUGAAGAGUAACGGUAGUUGCUGUGAUACACGAGUUUAAUAGUACUUUGGCACAACAUGGUUUAUUACUGAGUGCCAAUGAUCUGAUAUGUAAUACUUAUCCGUUUAGUGCUCGAAAGGUCAAAGGUUUUUGUUUUUUUGCCCCUGACAUGACUUCAUGUUAUGGACUCUGACUUGGUUUCAGGAUUUGUGUAAACUCAUAAAAAUAGGUUUCAGAGGAAAUGGAGUUUAUAUUACUGGUGCCAAAAUAAACAUAACAUUUUAAGUUUGAGCCUGUUAACGACAAGGGGAAAAAAGUCCUUGGGAGCAUGCAGAUGCCAAUUAUAUGAAGGUUUUUGGCAGCUGAAACCUGCAAAAUAAUGCAUGUUUGAUACUGAAAUAUUUUCAGUGUGUCUCAAAUGUCAGCUGAGCACAGAGUCGUGGCAUUGCUGUUGGCACCCAAUAAAGUACAGAAGUUUAAUGCCAACUUUAUUUCUAGAAAAAGAUUUACUAAACUAUUAAGAUUGACAACCAAAUUCAGCUCUGUGCAUCUCUUUUAAACAAUAUCCUUAUCAAUUAACGAUACUAAUAAAUUGGAAACAUAACGUCAGGAAUCGCACGUCUGGAGAAUACUUCAGUUCUUUCAUCUGGCCUCUUUGGUGUGUAGGCUUUCUAGAAAACCAGGAAAUGUAAUUAUUUCUACUUUUGAAAUUGCUGAGAAAAAGUAUCAUUUAAAUAAUUGUCCUUUUUUCUUCUUUAAUCAGCUUCACUCAAGGAACGCUAUCUAUGUAGCUCUACAUCAUAAUGACACUUAGCAGAGUUUACUUUUAGCAUGCACCUUAAUUGGGAUUCUGUUUUUUAGAUUGCAGGAGGAGAUUCAGCUGAAAGAAGAGGCCGAGAAUAAUCUGUCCGCAUUCCGAGCGGUAAGAAUUGUUGUGUCUCUGUAAGAAAUAAUCAUUCCCUGUGAUCAUUGAAUGCGUUACCUUUUCAUUCUUCUCCCUUACCUCUCUAAUCUUCAAUACAUCUUUGUUCUUCCUCUGUACCGCAUGAAACAAACUCAUUGCUUUUUUUCUUCUUUUUUUUUUCUUCCUACAAAUUAAAUACAAUAUGUUUUGGCUUUCUUCAUCAGGAUGUUGAUGCUGCAACCCUGGCCCGUAUAGACUUAGAAAGACGCAUUGAAUCCCUGCAGGAGGAAAUUGCUUUCCUGAAGAAGAUUCACGAGGAGGUAAGACAACCCAAAAGCCACACUGGGGGGAUGAGAUUCUCAAAAUUCUCAAAUAAGUUAUAUCAGAAAUGAGCUAAUAAGAAAUGAGUGACUCAUACUCUUGCACUUGUCUUAUUCAUAAGUUUAGGCUGGGUUUAUCCAACCUUCUCAAAUCUUUUAUUUGUGGUAGAUUUACAUUUCAGAAUUCUGGAAAGUGUAGUCCAACAUCCGUUGAAUGGUCAAGGCUACAUAUCCCUGAAACCACACUGUGGGGAUUGAGCAAAAUACAGAAACAAGUUAAUGAGUGACUCAUACUCUUGGAUUUGUCUUAUUCAUGAGUUUAAGCCGGGGUUAUUCAACCUUCUCAACUCUUUUCAACUCUUUUAGUUACGGUAGAAUUACAUUUCAGAAUUCUGGAAAAUGUAGGCCAACAUCCAUUGAAUGGUCAAGGUUACAUGUCCCUGAAGCCACACUUUGGGGGUGGAGCAAAAUACUGAAAUAAAUGAAUGAGUGACUUAUACUCUUGCUUUUAUUUUAUUCACGAGUUUAGGCUGGUGUUAUCCGACCUUCUCAACUGUUUUAGUUAUGGUGGAAUUCAAUUUCAAAAUUCUGGAGAGUGUAGGCCAACAUCGGUUGAAUGGUCAAGGCUACAUCUCUCCGACAGACUGAAUAUUUGUAGCAAUGGGGUGAUGUAACUAUUUUGUUAUUGCAGGAAAUUCGAGAUUUGCAAGCCCAAUUACAGGAACAACAUGUACAAGUAGAACUUGAUAUUUCCAAACCAGACUUGACAGCAGCUCUGAGAGAUAUCCGUUCUCAAUACGAGAAUAUUGCUGCUAAGAACAUUUCAGAGGCUGAGGACUGGUACAAGUCCAAGGUAAGACAAAGCUCUAUCAUGGAACAUUAUAUUGACUUGGACGUCAUUAUGGGGUUCAUAUUUAUUUAUCUUAUUGUUUGGAUACAUCCUAAGUGUAAAUAUAUUAAGCUUGUCUAUAUUAUGGAAUGUUUGUGAUUGUCUUCACAAGGGCCGCUGAACUUGGCCCAUUUCAUUGAGAUGAAGUGGUCUGAGUGACUUUAAUGUGACUUUAAGCUACAUAAUUUCAUAUUGAAGCUAAAGCCAUCUUGAUAACUGUCUCCUUUUAUUUUUAGCUCUUUCUCAGAUCUUCAUGUACCCUCAAAUUUAGUUAAUAUUAGCCUGUCAGCUUGAACCAACAGAUGUGGCCAACCUUCGACUCAUCUUCCUUGAUCUUGAAAACACAGUUUCCACUUUUCCUUUUAUUUGGCUUCAACAGUGCAUUUGUAUUACUUUACUUACAGGUUUCUGACCUCAACCAGGCUGCUCAAAAGAACAAUGAUUCUCUACGCCAGGCCAAGCAGGAAAUGAUGGAGUACCGCCACCAAAUUCAGUCUUACACCUGUGAAAUUGAUGCACUCAAGGGAACUGUAAGUAUCUAUUAAAAUAUCAGAAAAAGAGAUUUGCAGUGCCUAUUUGCCUGUAGUGACUAAGCCUCAAGCCACAGGCACUGUGCAAACUUUGCUUUUUAUAGUUCAAAUAUGGGUCAAUAAUUUAAACCCAGGGAUGUCUCUCUGUGUAUCUAUACAUUUAUGAAAAUCGGUUAAUUGAGAUCCAUCUGUGCUCAUGGUGUGAUACUUAGCACCCAUCUAAUCAAGGAAAUGCACAUAAGUCCAAUUGUUGGACCAGAGAGGCGCUGGCACCUGAUAUAUCAAUAUCCAUAGCUUGAUGUGCUAAUGGUUCUCAGGUGGGCGGCAAUGAAGACCAAUGGUAAAGCAAACUACUGAAGGUCCUGUAUAAAAUAUACUCAUGAAGUGCCUUACCUAGUAGUCUGUUCCACAAGCUAUAUCUGGUAUUGGACUGAUUGAUUCUAUCAGCAAUUGGAAUUUAUCUAAUUACUGUUUGUUAUUAUCACAUUUAUUGUAUUGGGCUCCUUUUCUAAUAUAUACCAUGAGAAUCAUAAAAGGUCAAAAAAUUUAAUCAACUCAUUAAGUUUUGUAGUUCACAGAUUUUUUAUUAACAGUUGCACACUCAUGCGGAGCUUAGCGCCAGAGCCGACCAUACGCAUCUUCCCAUGGCUCUGGGCAGUAAUACACUAAUCUGAAAUAAUCUAGGGUACCCCGCAGCCAUCGGACCCCCAACCGACACCAGACCAGACAUACUAGACCAGACAGCCCCAUGCCUUUCUUAUACCCAAAAAUGGGUAAGAAGGCUCGCCGCACAUCCAGGGCCUACCUGGGGUACUCAGCCACACGAGCUGCCUCAGAAAUAUACAGCACCUCAUGGUGCCCCCACGACAUUCCUAGAGAUAAUGGCAGACCAAGAUCCACUAGCCCCUGCUACUAAAGAGGAUAUCGCCAACCUCUUAAGGAAGCUAAGACAGAUGUUGGCGGCCAACCUGGACGUAGCCUGUACCGAGGUGCUGUCGGUGAGUGCAUGCACGCAGGCUACAGAGGCUGAGGUCCAAGAUCUCAAGCGAGAGGUGCAAGAGGUGAAAGACCAGAUGCAAAGCCUACUACACUCACACACCUCCUUGACACAGAGAGUAGAUCUCCCUAAAGACCGUAAGAGAUGUGCCAAUCUUAAAAUCCGAGUUAUCCCAGACACAAUAGAUCAUACUGAACUGCCACACUAUUUAAGACGGCUGACAGACUCACUCCUACCUCAUUCACAGGCCAAAAACAAUUCAGUUAGAGGGCUGCUACAGGAUAAAUAAGUCCCAACAGGCUCCAUUCGAUGCCACCCGCGACGUAAUUGUAUGCUACUAUUCCGUGACAGACAGGAACCACAUUCUAGCAGCAGUGAGGGGCAAAACGCCAUUGGACUUUGAAAAUGCCAAAUUAACAUUUUUUUCAAGAGCUCACCAGGAAUAAUCUACAAUGGCAGAGGUCUCUGGGCCCAGUCACGAGCCAAUUGCGGGAAGUCGGAGUGUAGUAUUGAUGAACUCUACCGAGAGCCCUUAUGGCUACAACAAUGGAUGGCAGAGAGUUGAGACUCACCUCCAUAAUGAAUUCUGCAGCGUUUCUUCAAACACUGGGACUGAGCCCACACCCGGAUGAGCCCAACAUCACUUUCAACAACCAGACCGGGAGUCCAAACCGAGUAAGACCCUUCACACCUAGAGGGGAAGAGAACUUGGGAGCAGCGACAGAGACCUGACCACCCGCUAUGCCCAAUGCUGCAUUUUGUUAACUGUAUUUCUGUUCCGAAUUAUCCCUGUUACUUUAAUCGUUUUUUCUUGCCUCAACCUACAGCAAAGCAACUCUAGCCAUGAUUUGGCCCAGUAUGCUCUCACAGUCAAAGCCCCAAGAUGGCCCAUGAUAGCAGCAGUAGAACCCAGAGCCAUGGGAAGGCUGCUAACUCUCCCCUCCCCCGAGUCCCACUAGGUUAGAAGAUAUUCUUCUACAUAUCACAACGAUAGAUACCUAGCUUACUAACGAUGCUGUCACCAAUAACUUCACCCCACUCACACAAACAACAAUGCGACACAACAUAUACUCAGGAUGGACUACUAGCAGACUAACCCGCUAUUGCAUACAGAACAGGCCACCAUCCACCUAUGAGGUACCUACACCAAUGAAGACCAACAGACACCACUCAUAACGAACAAACCCAACUGACACACGCACUGCAAAAAAGAAAGAAAAAAGGCCUGCUAGUGUUGAAUGUUUCUAACUGUCGAUGUCAUACAGACAUGCUUUAUCUCAACGUAUUAUGUGAAAUCGAAAAGCUUGUAAACUUUCCUCAAUAAAACAAUGAUUGACAAAAAACAAAAAAAAACAGUUGCACACUCACAGGGUUAAUAACAAUUAAUAACAAUUGCGAUUCUCACUUUUUAAUCUUCAUUUGUAGAAUGACUCACUGCUCCGUCAGAUGAGGGACCUGGAGGAGCGAUUCGGUGGGGAGGCUUCUGGGUACCAAGAAACUAUCUCCAGACUGGAGGAAGAAAUCCGUAACCUGAAGGAUGAUAUGGCAAGACACCUUCGGGAGUAUCAAGAUCUCCUAAAUGUCAAGAUGGCUCUGGAUGUUGAGAUUGCCACAUACAGGAAACUGCUGGAAGGCGAGGAGAGCAGGUGGGUUAAAGAAGCAAUGAUUUCACACUUGUCCUGUAGAUACUGGCAGCACAGUUUGCCCUAAUAACUGCAUUCAUUUUACAUUUCCUAAUAUUAUAGGUACAGUAUUACCAAAUAUGGAAAGGGAUAUCAUAUGCUCUUAAAAUAACUUAAAGGGACACUAUAGUCACCUGAACAACUUUAGCUUGAUGAAGCAGUUUUGGUGUAUAGAACAUGCACCUGCAGCCUCACUGCUCAAUCCUCUGCCAUUUAGGAGUUAAAUCCCUUUGUUUAUGAAACCUAGUCACACCUCCCUGCAUGUGACUUGCACAGCCGUCCAUAAACACUUCCUGUAAAGAGAACCCUAGUUAGGCUUUCUUUAUUGCACGUUCUGUUUAAUUAAGAUUUUCUUAUCCCCUGCUAUGUUAAUAGUUACAUAGUUACAUAGUUACAUAGCUGAAAAGAGACUUGCGUCCAUCAAGUUCAGCCUUCCUCACAUUUGUUUUUUGCUGUUGAUCCAAAAGAAGGCAAAAAAACCCAGUUUGAAGCACAAUUUUGCAACAAGCUAGGAAAAAAAUUCCUUCUUGACCCCAGAAUGGCAGUCAGAUUUAUCCUUGGAUCAAGCAGUUAUUACCCUACAUUGAAAGAUUAUAUCCUUGAAUAUUCUGUUCUUGCAAGUAUGCAUCUAGUAGCCGUUUGAACAUCUGUAUGGACUCUGAUAAAACCACUUCUUCAGGCAGAGAAUUCCACAUCCUGAUUGUUCUUACAGUAAAAAAACCUUUCCUUUGCCUUAGACGAAAUCUUCUUUCUUCCAGUCUAAACUCAUGGCCUCGUGUCCUAUGUAAAGUCCGGUUUGUGAAUAGAUUUCCACACAAUGGUUUGUAUUGGCCCCGAAUAUAUUUGUAUAAUGUUAUCAUAUCCCCUCUCAGGCGACGUUUUUCUAAACUAAAUAGGUUUAAAUUUGUUAACCUUUCUUCAUAGCCGAUAUGUUCCAUUCCUUUUAGCUUGCUAGACCCUGCAAGAGCCUCCUGUAUGUGAUUAAAGUUAAAUUUAGAGAUUGAGAUACAAUUAUUUAAGGUAAAUAACAUCUGUUUGAAAGUGAAACCAUUUUUUUUUUCAUGCAGGCUCUGUCAAUCAUAGCCAGGGGAGGUGUGGCUAGGGCUGCAUAAACAGAAACAAAGUGAUUUAACUCCUAAAUGACAGUGAAUUGAGCAGUGAAAUUGCAGGGGAAUGAUCUAUACACUAAAACUGCUUUAUUUAGCUAAAGUGAUUUAGGUGACUAAAAGUAAAACAGUUACAUUGUAGUAUUUUCAUUUUAAGUAAAAGAGUGGCUUUCCUCCACCAGAGACGCUGCUGAAAAAGACAUACAUAGAGCUUUAGGACUAAUUCACUAAAAGAUGGAGUGUUCGAAAUUCACCAAAGAAUUUCAAAUAUUAUACUGUAAUAGGCGAAAUGAAAACAUUCUACAAAUUCGCUAUGUUUCAAGCUCAACUGUUUCAAACUAAACUCUGCGCACCCUAUUAUACUGUGUGCAGGUUAGUAAAUACCCUGUUUCCUACCCUUGCCAAUCAGUGAUCUAUACUUUUUUAAAGGCAGACCAGGAGGAUAAUGAGCACAUUGACAGCAGGGCUUCUUGCAGAGCUCCCAAAAAAAUUUGGAGGUGUAAUCAUCUACAGGGGUUGUGAAACAAUACAAAAUAAUUUAUAAAAAAGAUCUAUUUUAGAAAAAUCUACACAUUUAGUAUUUCCCUUAUUUUUCCAAUUACUAUGUACAUCAAUAUUUAUUUCUAAUAUAUUUUUCUCCAUCUCUGUGCAGGAUCACUCUACCUAUCCAGACAUAUUCUGCACUGAGCUUCAGAGGUAAGUUCUGACACCUGAUGUAUGGAUCUUUUUUUUUGAAUAAAGAAAAUACUGUGAUUUGGGGAGAUAUUGAUUAAAUAGAGCAUGCCAUUACUUGCUAGAGAUCUGCUUGCUAGAGUCCAGCUUGGGUCCGGAAUUCCAAGGACAAUAUCUAACAUUGACAUAAGAACAUGCAGACCACGUUCUUAUUGACAUGUUCCGUAGAUAAUUAUGGGACUGCUGGUCACUGAUGGAGAUGUUGAUUAUUUAUGAAAAACCUGCAAAGUCGUGACACUGAUCACGUGUAUGAUCACACAUAGAAUUGGAUACUGUUGAUAUAAAUUGAUAUAAAUGAAGCUUAUUUAGAAUUGUUUCCAUUUGAAACCAAUGUUGGUUGUUCUGACAGAAACCAGCCCAGAGCAGAGGGCUUCUGAAGUCCACACUAAGAAGACGGUCAUGAUAAAAACUAUUGAGACACGAGAUGGAGAGGUAAGAUUAAUUUUACUUAUUUGUACCCCCACCUUCUUUCAUGUCUGAAUAGGACUAAAUAACUGUUGCUAUUUCAAGUCAUAUAUGAUAAUAUAAUAAUAUAAUAUUGUACCAAAGAGGGUUUGAUAACAUUUGCAAUUGGCCAGUAGGAAAUCACUGUAAAAGACGCCAGGGCUAUUGCAUUUCAGAUGAAAUCUAUUUUUAUAUGUCUACGUGGUAUUUACAGACUCUUGCUUUAAAACAUAAAUGAUCCUGAAGGAUUAACCGUAACAAAAAAUAAAUCUACAAACUAGCACAUCACAAGCCAUUUAAUGAUAAAACAGAUCUACAGUGGCCAUCAGAUAGCAAAACGAUUAAAAGAGCAUUAUUAUAAAUAUCAUAAUAUUUGAAAUAUUGUAAGUUAAUUGCAGAAAAUUGGGGCUUAAACCAUGAAUAGUGGAAAUCUGACAAACAAAUGAACUUCCUGAUUUAGAUCAAAAUAGCCCAAAAAAUUAUUUUAUUUAUGGCUAUAUUUUAUACUAAAACCUGCAAUUUGCUUCCAAUACUCUAUUUCCCGGGUUAGUGAAUUCAUGAAAUGCUUCACUCUGCUUUUAAACGAAAACUGUCACUUCCCAGGAUUUUUAAUAUUAUAUAUUUAACAAAUAUGAAUUUGUAAGGUGAGAAAAAUAGAACUGAAGUGUCACCAAAAAGAAACUUGAUCUAAUCUGCUUCUGAAUAUGAAUCUAUUUUUUUAAAACUUUUUUUCCUAAGUGCUCUAGUUUUAAAAAAAUACAUAAAUAAAAGUAGGGACUUUUUUCUUCAAGUAUAGCGGUCAAUUUUACAAAACUGGCGAUGGGUUGAGCUUAAAGCAAAGUUCUGUUUCAGUUACCAAUCAAAAUUACCCAAAAUGUAUCAGUAAAAUGAAUCCCACAAAGGGGCAAACAGCAGACAUCAUGGACAGAGGAAAACAAAAUGACUGCGCCCAAAAAUUGAGAUCCGGCACAACAUAAAAUUGGAAAAAAAAAUGGAUUAUCUUAUAAAAUAAAUUUUAGGUGCAAGUUAUAGGCAAUUUUCAACACUUUAUUCAAUAGUGUAAAUUGCAGAGAAGUGACAUUUUCCCUUUAAAAUAAAUAGAAAAACAGGGUACGGAGUGCACUGAUCCCUUUAACACUCUAGUUACGCAUGGGGUGGAGUCUUAGAAAUGAAACGUAUACGGUUUGCUACUUUUCAUGUGGUUAUUGUUAACUUUAUACAAUUCAAACUCUGCAUUUUCAGCUGAGCGACUGAUUAUUUUUACCACUGAGACCUUCGGUAAAGUGAGUCACCACUAGCUUACUUCACAUCAAUUCAUUCAGCUUAUAAUAGUGAAUUCUGAACCCUGCACUCCUCCACUCUGAGCUUGUCACACACUCACCCACAUAAAGUCCACAUUCAAACACACAGACAUUUCCUGAUGGGAGAGCAUUAGCGGACUUGCAGCUGUUACUGAAAUGUUUCUAAAAGUAAAAGCAGGACAGCUGCUUCUUUGAACUAAUGAAGGAAGGACAUUAAUACAUACAUAUAAAUACUCCGAGCUGCCUAUACACUUAUUUAUAGACACAACACAUCUUUAGCUGCCCUUGCCAGCGAUAGUGGUUAAGGAAACACAUAGUCACAAUGUGAUCUAUGGAAAAUGAGACACUAAGGCAGUGGUUUCAAACCCAAAGACAAAGCAACUGUCCACCGUUCACUUGAAACAGCAUCAGAAGUUAUUCCAAUCUGUUAGAAAAAAACAUUUUCAUUUUCAAAUGAUAUAUCUACAGAAAUCAUCAUUAAAAGGGACAUUAUAUAAAAUUACAUUAGCUUAAUGAAGCAGUUGUGGUAUAUAGAUCAUGUCUCUGCAGUCUCACUGCUCAAUUCUCUGUCAUUUAGGAGUUAAAUCACUUUGUUUAUACAGCCCUAGUCAGACCUCCCUGCAUGUGACUUGCAUAGCCUUCCUAAACACUUCCUGUAAAGAAAGAUCUAAUGUUAAAACUUACUUUAUUGCAUAGUCUGUUUAAUGUAGAAUUUCAUAUCUCUUACACUGUUAAUACCUCCUAGAGACCUAGACCUUGCAGGAGCUCCCAUGUAUGUGAUUAAAGGUCAAUUUACAGAGCAGUAGCUGAAAACAUCUAUAGCAAGUUAACAUCUGAUUGAACAUUAAACCAUUUUGUUCAUGCAGAGUGUGUCAGUCAGAGCUGGGGAGGUCUUACUAAGGCUGCAUAAACAGAAACAAAAGUGAUUUAACUCUUAAAUGGCAGAGAAUUGAGCAGUGAGACUGCGGGGGCAUGAUCUAUACACCAAAACUGCUUCAUUAAGCUAAAGUUGUUUUGUUGACUAUAGUGUUCCUUUAAAAGCGAGAGUUUUUUUGCAGAUAAAUUAUUUGAAAAGUAUUUUCUAACAGAUUGGAAUCAUUGUAGGCUCAACAGACAGACAGAUUCCAGGCUCAGUAACUGAUGCCAUUCCCAACUCAAUUGUAGUUUAAAUAAAUAAAGUUCAGUAAAGUCCAGUUAGUCAUUGUAGAGUGAGCUAGACACUGUAGGUUUUAUUGUACUGACACACACACUCCACAUUUAUCACAUAUUAUCACGCUGCAUGCCACUUUAAAGAUACACUGAUGUUAUUGACACGUAGUAAACUCACUUGCUAAACUCACUUGUUCACCAAAUUAAAACCCAGAACUGGCAGGGUUUCUUCUAGGGCAAACAUUUCUUAACAUUUUAUUAAUCCAGCUAAAGUCGUCAAUAGACAAGGGCAUUUUUUUGGGGAAUAGGGUAGAAAAAGUUGAGGCACCUAACUCCCAAAUUGCUUCUUGUUGACCAAAUCUACUAUUGGCCGCAGUGGAUUUUAAAAUGUGAUAAUUCGCAACGGAAACCCAAGAAUUAUCACUUGGUAUAUUCACUUAUCUUUCCCGUCAUGUUUGACUCUGACAUUCAAGUAACCAUUAACAUGUAUCAGUGUGCUAAGGUUAACACAUCUCUCUGUGCCCUCAGGUCGUCAGCGAGGCCUCUCAACAGCAUCAGGAGGUGCUGUGAGAUAGGACAGAGAACACAUAACGACGGACGCACGACAAGAAACUUCCAUGACCACAAUACACAGCCUGAGCGCAACCCUGCUGGACAAAUGCCAUCUCAUGCUGUACUUUCACCGCACUUCUCCUGCACCCCUCACUACCCCCGAGCUUCUCCUUAACCUAAGGACUCUCAAAACAAAAUCGAAUAUAGGAGCUGCUCGAAACAGAGAAACCUCAUGUUAUGAAGCAUCUUCUUUAAGGUGUCUCUUCGACACAGUUCAAACAGAAAUAAAAUCACAGACACCAUCAUAAAGAAUUGCAUUUCACAUUCAUUCAUUAGGCUAGAUAAAGUGACUUCAGAUUAGUAAAUAGCUCCUGCAGUGCUAUGUAGAUCAUUCUUACUGACAAACUGCAUCACGUCAUGUUAGUCUGUGUAUGAAUUUACUCUGUCACCUCGUUUUAAUCUGUCAUUAGAUAUUAAACACAUCAGAACUGGCUAGAAUUGUAAGCAUUUCUCCUCUUCAAAAAAGAGAAGAAUUGCUUAUAUUUAUUAAUAACAGAUUGACGACACUUUCAAAGUCCAUCUAUCUCCAGCGACUAUAGAGAGUAUCUUUCUGGACAACUUAUGUAUCUCUGAAACGACACACGCAGCUUUCAAAGUCAACGCACGUAGCAAUGAACGUAACCCAAAUAUUUAAAAUCCAAACACCGUAGCAGACAUUUGAUGUAGGAUUUGGGAUUUAGGUUUUCUACUUAUAACAUCAAAUAAUUAUAUCUUUCUGUAGUUGGAUUUUAAACCUGAUAAGCCCCGCUAUAGUGAAACACUGAAUGUAUGGAAACCUAGAGUACAGCUUGGAACAAAGUUAGAUCUGAAAGUUGUCCUGUGGACUAAAAGAGGGUGUGCAAUAAUUCGCAAAGCCCUUUCAAAUGGAACAGGCAAAGAUAAUACGGAUUAAGGAACAAAUAAAAACAAAUUGCGCAAAUCAGUGUGAUAGCGACAGGUUUAUAUGUUUUUCAAAUCAACAGACAUAUUGUAGUCGAGAAGGAAAAAAUAUACGAUGUUUUGGAAUGUUGCUUCAAGUAAGCAUUUAGUCGAUGUCAGAUUUUAGAGAGAAAACGGCUUUGUGGAAAGGUCAACAUUCACUUUAAUAAUUUCACACUGAUUUAGAGAGAUUUCACAAACGUUCCUUUUAAUUUCCUAGUUAUAUUUAGAACACCGACAAUAGUUGUUAUAGUGUUAAAGCAUGUGAUUACUAGGUCAAGGCAGAUAUUAUAUGUAAAACGUAAAUUAAGGUUGACAUUCUAGUGACCAAUCAGAUGGGAUUGGCUUUAUAAAUGUGGGUUCCCAGAAUCCUUUGUUUGUAAAUGUUAUUAAUGCAGAGACUGGGGGGCAAAUCAGAGCUAAUUAAUAUGACGUGUUUCUCCUUAUAUCUGGGAGUUUGGCUCUGAAGAUAUCAGUGGACUACAUUUCCCAUAAUGCUUGGGUGAUCUGCCACUGCCUUACAGAAAUAACAUAUUAUACUUUUAUACAUAUUUUUUUCCCAAGUGAAACUGAGAUAUAAUGACAAAUAUAAACAUACACAAAAACACAAAAAAAAACAACCAGAUUUAUAUAAUUUUUUAUCUAUUUUUCCACAGUCAUUAUGUUGCAUUGUGGCCAUUGCAUUUUAAUAAUGCAAGUUCCAGCGCAUGUUAUUAUUAGACAUUAAUUUGAUUCAUUAAAUGUAGCAAUAAAGAGAAAGGAAUCUGAAAUGAAAUGUAAGUUCCAUAUUUAUUAACGGUGAGAAAAAGAAUGGGAUUUUGUGUUUUUUUUUAAAUUUUAUUUUAAAAACGUUCCUGCUUCAUGAAAACGGUGAACGAUGACAUGAAAAAGGAUGCAAACUCCAUAUGCAUAAAAAAUCCAUCUGGGAUUAGGAUAUCAGGAUAUUAGGAUAUUAGGAUAUGGGAUUAGGGAUUAGGAAAAUUCCAACUCGAGGAAACUGGCUCAAAAUAUCACGGACUCAGAUAUUAGAAAUUAAAAAUAGCAAAAAAACAAAACAAACAGCCACUGCAUGUUAGUACAUAUGAGAGUUUGGUAACCACGGUAUCUCCUGCACCUUAGACAGGGUGAUACAGCCAGGAUGGUGUGUGGCUAAUCGUGAUGACAGUUAAUGCAGCUAAGAGCAGGAGUGAAACAUAAACAACAAUAUGGUCCUCAGAAAGUCUAGUUCAUCAUUGUACAUCGCUAUAGAAUUUGUUGGUGCCAUAUUAAUCAUAAUAAUUAGGAAUAGCUUAUUGUAUAGUAUGAUAAGAUAAGGGAAAGUUUUGCCUUUCACCUACAGGACACAGACAUAAUAUCUGCUCGUAGGUGAUAUAUUCUCCUCACUACCCUCUGCAAGUACAUUCAUUAGAAAUAAAAGUGUAAAAAAAAAAGAUACUAAAAUUCUAUUACAAACUCUAAGGGUAGAUAAAUAAUGCAGUGGAAUUCCAGCUGUUGAUUGGAAAUCGUACAGAAGAAUCUCGUUAAACCAGGCUCAGCAGGCAUCUUUGCGGUUGGGUUACCUUCACUGCUCAUCAUGCUCUCAAAAUGUGAUUUCAAAGCCCAUAGAUAAUUGUUUUCAUGCAGGUGAACUUUGUUUUGCAGCAAAUCUAGACUAAUAAAAUAUCAGGCAUUUUAGAUGAACUGGUUCAAAUUUGACACAAAAUUAGCGAUUUCUAAAUCUGGCACUGAAAUGCUCAGGAAGAGUGAAGGAAUUAUUAAAUAAUGUAGGAAUAAAAAGCUUGUAGGCGGAAUGGGUUUUGGUGUGUUUAUAUACAGGGUUCUAACAAAAACGGAAUUGCAUUUUAAUAAAAAAAAAAAAAACAACCAGGAAGAAGACAGGAUGAAAAUCCUCCUCUUUGCUCAUACAUGUGCAGGGAGUAAGAGGGUUAAUAAAAACAAACAGGGAUCCCUUGCAUCAAUACAAAAAAUCUUGUGUGAUUGGCUGGGAGGUACCAGCCAAUCACAUCCCUCCAUUAAAGUGACACUAUAGGCACCCCGAGCACUAAUCUCAAUGAGGUGCCCUUAUCACAUUACUCCCGCACUGUAUUACAUUGCCAUUUUGGAGGUACAGCAAUGUUUACAUUGAGGGACUAAAGACUCCUUUAUUUGCUGUGACACAUCCAGUAAAUGAUGCUACUGCAGUGAGAGCCGAGUCAGACCCAGUUCUUGGUAUUUAACACCCUCAGGCAUUGCAUGAGUACGUUGAAUGUCCUCUGAUACUUCUCAUAGGGAACCAUUGGAUUCAAUGCGUAUCUAUGACAAGCAAUUGCCACACAUGUACAAUAUGUCUUUAAGAAGCAUUGGAUUGGCUGAGCCUGUUGAUGGCAGCGAAGGUGGACCGAACUGCAGAGAGGCUAUCUCGUUCCAGGUAACAGGUUAUUUACUAACACUUUUACACUAAAACGAGGGCCCUGAAAUCUAAACGCAAUUGGGGCAAUAAAAAUAUAAAGUUAUAUUAUAACACUAUACCUAGCACUAUAGAGUGUUCCUUUAACCUUCCAUGAAGUUAGCUUUCCAAAAAUAUGUAUGUUUGGGGCAAUUAAUCUUAAAUCUUAAUUAUGGAAAACUAUAUUAUUUGAGAUGGUUGGGAACCAUUACUCUAGGCAAUAUACACUGAUCAGCCAACAUUAAAACCACUGACAGGGGAAGUGAAUAACAUGGAUUAUAUUGUUACAUUGGCACCCAAGGAGUGGGAUAUAUUAGUCAGCAAGUGAACAGUCAGUUCUUUAAUUUCAUUUGUUGGAAAUAGGAAAACAGCAAAAAGAUCUUUGACAAGGGUCAAGUAUUGAUGGCUAGGGUCAGAGUAUCUUUAAAACAAGGUCUUAGAACAUACAAUGCAUCACAAUUUGUUGAAUAUAGGGCUGCGUAGCCCAGUUAGUGUCCAGUUAGAGUGCCCAUGACACCUGUCCACCACCGAAAACACCUUCAAUGCAUCAGAACUGGACCAUAGAGCAAUGCAAGAAGGUUGCCUGGUCGAUGACUCAUGUUUUUGUUUAGAUCAGGUUGAUGGUUGGGUGUGUGGGUGUCAUUUACCUGGGCAAUUAAUGGCAGCAGAAUGCACAUGGAAUAGAAGGCAGGCCGUCAGAGGCAGUGAUACACUCUGGGCAAUGUCCUGCUGGGAAACCUUGGGUCCUGGAAUUCAUAUGGAUGUUACUUUGACAUGUACCACCUACCUAGAGAUUGUUACAGACCACAUACACCCCUUCAUGGCAAUGGUGUUCCUUGGUGACAGUGGCCUCUUUCAGCAGCAUAAUACACCCUGCCAUACUACACAAAUUGUUCAGGAUUAGUUUCAGGAAAAGGUUCAAGGUGUUGCCUUUGCUUUCAAUUCCCAUAUCCCAAUCCAAUUGAGCAUCUGUGAGAUGAGGUGGAACAACAAAUCCGAUCAAUGGAGGCUGACUUCGCAACUUGCAGGACUUAAAAUAUCUGCUACUAGUGUCACAGUGUCAGAAAACAAAGUACACGUUCAAAGGUCUUAUGGAGUCCACGCCCUGAUGCAUCAGAGCUGUAUUUGCAGCGCAAGGGGAUCUACACGAUAUUAGGCAGGUGGUUUAAAUGUGGUGGCUGAUCAGUAUAGACACUCACUCACUUACACACUCACUCACUCACUCACUGAGUAAAAUAAAAAUAAAAACAACACAAAGAAGCCAUAAAAAUGAACCUGUAGAAUCAGCGUAUAAACAGAGCGGCAUGUUUGUCCGUAGCUGCCACUCAUCCUCCAGGGACAGUUGUUUGUGCCUGUUCUGGGACAGCUCUAUACCUUUCAACGAAUACUUUUGCAGUAACACAUAUUCGGACCGGUGUAAUGCUUCUUGUUUUGUGAACAUUGUGCUACACUAUUGCCUGUGUUUUAGUACAUUUUAUUUUUAUUUUGUGUAUUUUAAUAAUUUCAAUUUUCUCUAAUAAAAGUGUG